Dovyalis caffra is the source of this 1707-nucleotide messenger RNA. The record is from the annotation of a GenBank genome assembly. NCBI's taxonomy places the organism in Eukaryota, Viridiplantae, Streptophyta, Magnoliopsida, Malpighiales, Salicaceae.
AUGACUCUUACAACUGGUUUGUCUCCAAAAUGCACUUCAACAGAUCCUGUAGUAGCAACAACACCCUUAGUUACCUUUCUUGAACGUGUCCAAGAAACUGCAUUCGAGACUUUUGGAGAAAAAGACUUUGAUCCUAAAUUUUACGUUGAUUUGUCAUUAAAAUUCAAUCUUUCAAAGACACAGAAAGCUUUUGAUAGCCUACCAAGAAGUGGUGAAAACGGGACUGUUUCAAUCAAAGACUUGCAGGAGUUUAUAGCAACCUACUUUGAUUAUGCAGGGGAUGAUCUUCUGUACUAUGAUCCAGUGGAUUUUGUUCCUGAACCUGAAGGUUUCUUGCCUAGAGUAAAGAACCCAGAGGUGAGGGCAUGGGCUAUUGAGGUUCAUUCUUUAUGGAAGAAUUUGAGUAGAAAAGUCUCUGAUGGGGUCCAUGAACAGCCUGAAUUGCAUACUUUACUUCCCUUGCCUGAGGCAGGGAUUGUUCCCGGCUCGCGUUUUAGAGAGGUUUAUUAUUGGGAUUCUUAUUGGGUAAUUAGGGGCUUGCUGGCAAGUAAAAUGUAUGAGACUGCAAAAGCAAUUGUGACCAAUCUCAUUUUCCUUCUGGAUACGUAUGGCUAUGUUCUUAAUGGUGCAAGGGCCUAUUACACCAAUAGGAGCCAACCUCCCCUCCUGAGUGCAAUGGUUUAUGAGAUAUAUAAUAGGACUUGUGAUGUGGAAUUGGUUAGAAAAGCUCUUCCUGCGUUGCUCAAAGAACAUGCCUUUUGGAACUCUGAGAUACAUAAAGCCACCAUCCAGGAUGCUCAAGGUUGCAAUCACAACUUAAGUCGGUAUUAUGCAAUGUGGAACAAACCCAGGCCUGAAUCUUCUGCAAUAGAUAAGGAAUCUGCUUCCAAGUUAUUGGAUAAUUCUGUGAAACAACAAUUUUACCGUGAUCUAGCUUCAGCAGCUGAAUCUGGAUGGGAUUUCAGUACAAGAUGGAUGAGGAAUACUUCAGAAUUCACUACGUUGUCUACGACAUCAAUUUUACCUGUUGAUUUAAAUGUUUACAUACUCAAGAUGGAAUUAGAUAUUGCCUUUUUGGCCAAAGUACUGGGACACAAAAGCACAAUGGAGAGUUUCUUGGAAGCUGCUGAAGCAAGAAAAAAUGCAAUCAAUUCUGUUUUCUGGAAUGACGAGAUGGGACAGUGGCUGGAUUACAGACUCACUAAUGGCACUGUAUGCAAGGAAUCUGAAACAUGGCAAGCUUGUAACCAAAAUCAUAAUGCAUAUGCUUCAAACUUUAUUCCUUUGUGGAUAGAUUUGUUCCAUUCAGAUUCUGCUUUGGUGGAGAAAGUCAAGAGAAGUUUUCAAAGUUCAGGCCUGGUUCAUGCUUUUGGAAUUGCCACUUCUGUAAUAAAUUCAGGACAACAAUGGGACUUUCCAAACGGUUGGGCACCACUCCAACACAUGAUAGUUGAAGGUUUGCUGAGAUCUGGAUUAAAAGAAGCAAGUUCAUUGGCAGAAGACAUAGCUGUGAGGUGGAUCAAAACCAACUAUGCCACAUACAAGAAAACGGGCGCGAUGCAUGAAAAAUACGACGUACGAAAGUGUGGAGAAUUUGGAGGUGGUGGAGAAUACAUACCCCAGACUGGUUUUGGUUGGUCAAAUGGAGUUGUAUUGGCAUUCUUGGAGGAGUUUGGAUGGCCUGAAGACCGGAGCAUAGAAUGCUGA